Pelobates fuscus (common spadefoot toad) is the source of this 1354-nucleotide messenger RNA. Its product is annotated as protein BTG1-like. Lineage: Eukaryota; Metazoa; Chordata; Amphibia; Anura; Pelobatidae. The transcript is spliced from 2 exons. The coding region runs from base 564 to 1022 and encodes 152 amino acids. Gene Ontology annotation, biological process: negative regulation of mitotic cell cycle; negative regulation of cell population proliferation. The record is from RefSeq and is a predicted model, not a curated record. Gene Ontology annotation, cellular component: cytoplasm; nucleus.
GGAAAUGUUAGAGCAUCCAGUGUAGCAGGAUAGUCUGUGUCCGGCACAUCCACAGCGGCCACAUCUCUAACCUAAGGGCCCUUCCAUAUCCCAGCUCGUCUUUUCCUGGUCCCAGACAAGACCUAGGCGGGGCUUAGUGACUUUUAGGGAGGGGAAGAAGAGAAUAACCCAAACAAUUCAAUCACUUCGCAACACCCCUCCUCCUCUUGCCAUAAGUAUCAUCAUCAACAACAGGACCGCCCUCUACCCUGCUUGGAAAACAGGGGAUCCAGCUGUGGGCUACAGAGCUAGGGGGAAAAUCCUGUCCUGAACCUCCAUGUUUUAAUUUUGGGGUUCAUUUCAGCUUUCUUUGUACUCUACAGCCUGUUGGAGGCUCAAUUUGGUUAAAACAGAGUGGAUUCCCUGUAGAGAGUAAAAAAAAAAAAGAGUCUGAUUGUACAAAAGAAGAGUCGAGUAACUCGAAUGUUUAUUGCUGAAAAUCUAUUUGAAAAAGAAGAAAGCAUCGAUUGGUUUUAUGUUGGAGCUUCCUAUUUAAAGUUUAAAUCACACACUGAAGGGGUACAAUGAAGACUGAGAUCUCGACAGCCGCUUCUUUUGUCACCAAGCUGCUCAAAACAAGUGGAGUCAUAGAAGAGGGCCAACUGCAGCAGUUCUGCCAGUCACUGCAGGAGUCAAUGAAAGAUCAUUACAAACACCACUGGUUUCCCCAGAUCCCCUUCAAGGGUUCAGGAUAUCGCUGUUUGAGGAUCAACCACAAAAUGGACCCACUAAUUGGCCGUGCAGCAGGUCACAUUGGGCUCAGCCACAAAAGACUGUUCCAGCUUCUUCCCAGCGAACUCACACUUUGGGUUGACCCAUUUGAAGUUUCAUAUCGUAUUGGGGAAGACGGGUCAAUCUGUGUACUCUACGAAGGACCAUCUGCAAGCAAGUCACUGGAAAACCAUGCCAGUUGUAAAGAAGCACUUAGAAUUGGUCAAAAUAGUCCAUCGAAAAAUUGUAAUUUGAUGACUGUUUCUAGUUAACAAUUCUCACAAAGCCCCAAAGUUAAUAGUAAAGUUAAGUGUGUAUCCCAUUUGAGUCUCCGAUUUCAUUAUGAAUUAAGAUGACAUUAAAUGUCUCAUCGUCAACACAUAGACAUUAAAAUUGUAUUACUGCCAAAUCUCCCCAUUCUUAUUGCAAAAGGUAAGUGCAAUGCAUCCUUUUGGGGUUCAAAAGCACUUACUGUCAUUGUUGUUUAUCCUUUUUUUGCUCUUCUCUAUGGAAUUGUACAUUGUAAAUGAAAUCUCAAGUUGAAAGAGAAUUUAUAUUUUGGGAUAAUCAGUGACACUUUUUAAUAAAACCAAAGUUUACUUUU